Ilex paraguariensis (yerba mate) is the source of this 2350-nucleotide messenger RNA. Lineage: Eukaryota; Viridiplantae; Streptophyta; Magnoliopsida; Aquifoliales; Aquifoliaceae. The record is from the annotation of a GenBank genome assembly.
AUGGCCCUCACCACCAACCCCAAGCAAUUAGCACAAGCCAUCACCACCAUGCAACCACAACUGAUGAAAGACAGCCGAUUCAUGCUCUCUUCCUCUGAAGACACUGCGAUGUUGAGGCUCAUUCAAGAGAUUCAUGCUCAUGAUGGCCGAGAAAUUAACGCUAAAUCUCUUCUCAGAUUUGUCGAGGACAUCUUCUAUCAUGCAACUGCAAUUAUCGAUGCCAUUUUCAGACCGGCCAUGCAAGGACAAGCUGGAGCCUUGGAGGAUAUUAAAACUCACCUAGCAGCUGUCUCGAUUGACGUGCCUGCUAAUCUAGCAUAUACCAUUGAUCAAAUUUCCUCCGAGAUAGCUAGCAAGAACACGAGUGGGAGUGAUGCACAUGCAACAACAAUCUCAGUUUUGCAGCACUUGCUAAUAAGCUACAACUGGGAUGCCAAAAUGGUGCUGGCUCUAUCGGCUUUGGCUGUGAAAUAUGGAGAAUUCUGCCUUGUUGCCCAGUCUCAGACCAUCUCAACCGAUCCACUUGCCAAAUCGUUGGCAAUCAUCAAGCAAUUGUCCGAAAUCUUGGAACAUACGAGCAUGCUGAAACCCCGGUUUGAUGGAAUUAAAGUUCUGAUUAAAGCCAUGCUAGAUAUUACCAACCUCACUCUCAAGUUCAAUGAUCUGCCGCUUCAGUACUUCACAACUGAUGUACCGGCAUUUUCCACCCUCAAGGCUCAUACACCCAUUGCAGCCUACUGGACCAUAAGAGGUGUUGUGGCUUGUAUGUCUCAGAUUGCUGGCCUGAUUGGGCUGGGACAUGAGUACAUGCCAUCAACAACUGAAUUUUGGGAGCUAUCGUCCUUGGCUCACAAGGUCAACAACAUACAUAGCCACCUCUCAGAACAACUGGAUUUGUGCAAUAAAUAUUUAGAUGAGAGAAAACAAAUCGAGCUUUAUGAAGAACUGAUUCGUCUGUUUAAAACCCCACAUGUUGACAACAUGAAGGUUCUCAAGGCAUUGCUUUGUGCAAAAGAAGAUCUAUCUCCCAUUGUUGAUGGAGAGACCAAACAAAGGGUUAACAUUGAGGUCCUGAGGCACAAAUAUGUGUUGCUGCUCAUAUCAGACUUAGACAUCCCCAUGGAAGAGCUUGCAAAUCUGGAAAACAUAUACCAGUCCCACCACACAAAGCAAAAUAUUUCAUACGAGAUCGUUUGGCUCCUGAUUGUAGAUGAUCAGUCUGACCCGUGGACUCAGACCAAGCAAAUGCAGUUUCAGGAAUUGCGGCGUCCGAUGCCAUGGUACACCAUGUACAAUCCUCAAUCUAUCGAGAAGCCAGUGGUGAAGUUCAUUAAAGGGCAAUGGAGCUUCAAAAAGAAGCCAAUUCUGGUGGUGGUUGACCCAUUAGGACAACUUGUAUCUCCAAAUGCACUCCAUAUGAUGUGGAUUUGGGGUAGUAAGGCAUCCCCUUUCACAACUGUGAGGGAAGCAUCUCUCUGGAAUGAAGAGAUUUGGAGGCUUGAACUGCUGGUGACAGAGGAAAUGGAUUCUAUGAUUCACAACUGGAUAUUAAAGGGAAUAUACAUAUGCCUAUAUGGUGGAGAAGACAUUGACUGGAUUCAGAAUUUUACAAGAACUGCACGUAAUGUUGCACAACAAGCAGGCAUUACCUUGGAAAUGGUAUAUGUGGGAAAGAGCAAUCCCAAGGAUCGAGUUCGAAGGAACAUAUUAGCCGUAAAAUCAGAAAACAUGAGUCGUGCCUGGGAUUUGAAUCAGAUUUGGUACUUCUGGGUAAGAAUAGAAAGCAUGUGGCAAUCCAAGAUGCAACUGGGAAAAACCACUGACAAUGAUCCUAUGAUAUUGCCGGAAAUUAUGGCGAUGCUUAGCUUCGACAGCAGUGAUGGUGGAUGGGCCUUGCUCAGCCUUGGAUCGGCGGACAUGGCGAAAGCAAAGGGAAGUAAUUUCUUAGCUUCUUUAAAGCAGUUUGAUAGUUGGAGAGAGCAUGUGCAGACUAAAGGGUUUAUGGGGUCAUUAAGAGAUUACCUCAACACCCUGGUGCAACAAGCUCCACAUCACUGCAACAAACUACAGCUUCCGAGUACCGCCGGGCAGAUCCCGGAGAAAGUGGGGUGCACCGAAUGUGGCCGUAACAUGGAGACCUUCGUCAUGUACAAAUGCUGCAAUGAAUAAUUAACUAUAUAUACAUAUAUAUGUCUUAUUACUUGUGUGGUAAGUUAAGUUUGCUUGGUGUUUGUUAUUUAUGGAUUGCUUGUUUGCUUGUGGUUUUCCUUUGGAUGUGAUCCUGGGUUUGUAAUAAGGAAAGAUGAGUGCUCUUUGGACUUCAUCGGUUCCUUAACAAUGAAAUGUAAUA